UUUUGAAAUCGAGGGACCGAGCCGGAUCAAGAAGCAGACAACAUGGGCCCAAACUCAACCCAGCCCACCUCUUGGUUAGACCUGCCCCCACCAUGGUUGGCUACACUGUUUACUGACAAACUGAGAGCGAAACGAACGUGAAGCACUCUGAAUUUCAUUCUUUCUUGUCCUCCAUUUGGUUUCCUAAAAGCGUAAAAAGAAACUACUAGUAAUGCACUGAUAGUCUCUGCUUUGGGUUUUUUGAAAUGGUUCAGACGGAACCGAGGCUAUCAGCCAUGCAACUUGUGUUGCUUUUGAUUGUUUGUUCUAUGUUCCACAUACAAGCUUCGGGAUUUAAUGGGUUGGAUACUGGGAACAUGUCUGCUUCAAAGAGUGGAGCCGGUAAAACACUAUGUCCUACUGGUUGGGUUAUUCACCCUGAUAAGAGUAAAUGCUUUGGUUAUGUGAGAAGUCCCAAGCCAUGGAGUGAGUCAGAGGUCAUCUGUAAAGGCUAUGGUGGGCAUCUGGCAGCAUUAACAUCAUUUCAAGAACUGAACUUUGUUCGUAACCAAUGUGGUGAAGUUGUUCGUGGCUGUUGGGUUGGAGGAAGAGUCAUCAACUCUACUGUUGGCUUUGGUUGGAAGUGGUCAGAUAAUACUUCAUAUUGGAACGAGACCAUCUAUCCUGGGUCACCUGUUCAAUCAACUUGCACCAGUUUGUCCUGCCACACCAACAAUUCAUUUGAUCUAUGUUCAUUGGUCACUAACGGAUCAACAUCUCUCAUCAGUGAGAGAUGCAACGUGUCUCGUGCUUUCAUAUGCAUGCUUGAUAUAGGGAGCAUAUGCCACCACAUGCACUGCCACGAGGAAUAUCUUAUCAUCCUUGCAGUUGUAAGUGGGUUGAUCCUCUGCACUACGUUAGUUGUAGUAGUUUGGCUUCUUGCAUACAAGCGGAGCAAGAAGCGCAGGCGGUCGCGCAAACUAUCUAAUCCAGCAGCUUCUGCAUUAGUCCCCCCAUCAUGGAAAGUCUUUACCAAGGAGGAACUGAAGUCAGUUACGAAGAACUUUAGUGAAGGAAACCGUCUAGUUGGAGAUGCCAAGACGGGUGGCACAUAUGGUGGCCUUCUAUCUGAUGGAUCGAAAGUCGCAAUUAAGAGGUUGACAAGAUCUAGCUUUCAGAGGAGAAAGGAGUUCUAUUCUGAAAUCGGAAGGGUGGCAAGGCUUCACCAUCCAAAUUUGGUUGCUGUGAAAGGAUGCUGCUAUGAUCAUGGUGACCGCUACAUUGUUUAUGAGUUCAUAGUUAAUGGGCCCUUGGAUAAAUGGCUACACCACAUACCAAGGGGGGGUCGGAGCUUAGAUUGGGCUAUGAGAAUGAACAUUGCCACUACUCUUGCUCAAGGAAUUGCGUUCCUGCACGAUAAGGUUAAACCACAUGUUGUGCAUCGAGAUAUCCGUGCCAGUAAUGUACUACUUGAUGAAGAGUUUGGAGCACAUUUAAUGGGGGUUGGCCUUUCAAAGUUUGUUCCAUAUGAAGUGAUGCAGGAGCGGACUGUGAUGGCUGGUGGCACGUAUGGAUACCUAGCACCAGAAUUUGUGUACAGAAAUGAGCUUACAACAAAGAGUGAUGUUUAUAGCUUUGGCGUGCUGCUGCUUGAAAUUGUGAGUGGCCGCAGGCCUACACAGGCCGUUGAUUCGGUUGGUUGGCAGAGUAUAUUUGAAUGGGCCACACCUCUGGUUCAGGCUCAUCGCUACCCUGAUCUCUUGGAUCCUCACAUAUCUUCUUCCUCUGAUAUUCCCGAGGCUGGUGUCAUUCAGAAGGUGGUGGAUCUUGUCUAUGCUUGCACACAGCAUGUCCCAUCUAUGCGCCCCAGAAUGUCUCAUGUUGUUCAUCAGCUCCAACAGUUGGCCUUGCCAGCUAUUGUAAAGUAAGUUCAACGUAUCUUUUGCAUUCCAUAGGAAACUAUGAAUUAGGGAUUAUUUUUCCCCCAAUUUUUGUAUGCCCAAGUAAUUUUUGUAGAACCAUAUUAGCACCAGUGUAGUUAUGUUAUGAAAGACACCCUUUCUGCAGUGUCAUCGGUAACGUAAUUGUGACAAUUAUGUAUUUCAUCUAAUUAACGGAUAUGUCUGUUCCAGUGA
Messenger RNA from Juglans regia (Persian walnut), 2114 nucleotides. RefSeq names its product C-type lectin receptor-like tyrosine-protein kinase At1g52310. Gene Ontology annotation, molecular function: protein tyrosine kinase activity; ATP binding. The record is from RefSeq and is a predicted model, not a curated record. The transcript has 6 exons. NCBI's taxonomy places the organism in Eukaryota, Viridiplantae, Streptophyta, Magnoliopsida, Fagales, Juglandaceae. Bases 246 to 1907 code for a protein of 553 amino acids. Gene Ontology annotation, biological process: protein phosphorylation.